AAUUGAAAAUCUCGUAAUAUACUCAGUUUCGCCAAUUUAAGCUAAUUUUUGUUUUAAGAUUGCUUUUUCGACAACGAAUAUAUUAUAUUUUUAGCUAUUAAUAUUGAUCUUACAGACUUGCGCAGUUAAUGCAGCCUUUGUCUGCCAUUGCUUGCGAAAAAAUAUUGUCAGUUUGAAGUUGCGAAGUAUUGACAUUUACUGAUUUGUGCACUAUGUUUGUAUUUGUAAUUUAUAAUUGAUAAAAUUACUCAUUUACCAUGGAAGAUAUACGUUCUAAAUACAAAUCUAUACAGAAUGGUUCCCAUCAUAUUACAUUAGACUGUAUACAUCCGCAGUUUGGUUUAUUUCUACAUGUCUGUACCAUUGGGAUAUACAGUCAACACAUGGCUCUCCGUAUCAUGUUCAUCCUUAUCCUUCUCCUAUUCGUCUACAACAUGCUUUUACAGCACAGACCAGCCCAAAGAUGUUCCACCCAAAAGGACUUAAACCUCAUCGCGAUGGCAAAAUACUUGUUACACCAACUGAGAGUCCUAUCCUUGGAAGGGCCCUAUGCCUCACUCCUAGGGGCAGUCCACUACCAGGCCACAUAUCUCACCUGAAUGAUAAAUUCCAAGACUCACUUACUAUCACAUCUGACACAGAUGCUUUGGUUGCCAAGAUAAGUGCCAUGUUCCCAACUGUUAGUGAGACACACAUAAAAAUAUUAUUAAAAAAAUAUUACAACCGUGAAGCAGUAGUAAUAAGCGCAUUACAAGUUGAGAAACAUCCUAUAACUACACCUGGGCCUUUAAGUAUGUCCCCUUCAAUGGCACGCCUGCAGAAAGGUGCUGUUGGUGUCUACUCCGCAAUGCAACUUGCUAAAGGAGGAUCAUCUAUGCAUGGGUCUAGUCAUUUGACACCUCUUACUGGGACACCGCAAGGUUCUCCAUUGCUUCUGAGACCAGCUUCAGGGGCAUCAAGCUACAUGGGCAUGGCAAAAGCAGUUGAUGGUCAAACAAAACAUCAAUCACCAAAAAUGAAAUUGAAGUAUCUUAAAAGUAUUUUUCCAAAAGCAGAAGAGACUUUAAUUCUGGAUAUAUUAGCAAAUAAAGAUGAUAAUGUUCAAAAGGCAAGCGAGGAACUCAUCGGUAUGGGUUUUACCAAAAAAGAUACUUCAAUACAAAAGAAAAAGGAUAAAGAAACACCACAACCUGUGAAAAAAGUUGUUACUAUAAUGAAGACAACAGAAGAAAAAAUGCAAUUAAAGCAAAAGUUGCAAAAAAAAUUUAACACAGUAGCUGAAAGGGUUAUUUCGAUAGCUCUAGAAAGUGUCGAUUUUAAUGAAGAAAGAGCUGAACAAAUAUUAAAUGCUGUGGUCCAAGAAGAGGAUGCACCCAAAGUUAAUAAGAAUAUUGAAAUCAAAGAAACACAUAGACCUGGUCCUAUAGACAUUACAAAAGGUGUUAGCGGCGAUGUGGAGCAGCCGCCGAGCCGGCCGCCCCCCGCGCCCGCCUCACGACGACUCAAGAUAUGGACCGAACAUCUGAAGCCAAUAUUAAAGACGAGUGCAAGUGUGGAACCUAAAUACAAAUCACAGUAUCGUAUGGCGAGUAACGGCCCUAACCCAUCACUACGACAAGGACCGAAGGAUAGUUUGCUUCUGGAGGAUUACAUGGCGUGGAAUGGACCGAACCCGGAGCUAAGAAAUGGCAGAACAGUAAACCCCGAAGGUCCAGAGAAAUGCGAGAAAAAAUUUACUCUUGCUCGAGGACCAGCCGAGCUCGCUAAAGGCCCAGCUGGUAUUGCGACUGGAUCCAUUUAUCAAAAACUAGCAAAAAAAUCAGCUAAGAUCGCUAUCUAAAUUACCAAACGGAUAUGGGAACAAUACAGAUCUUGAAGAUAGAAGCGAAACGAUGUUUACAUUAAUAUUUAAUUUCGUUAUUGUUACAUUGUAACUUUUUAGGUUAUUAUUUGUUUAAAAUUCUUGUCCGCUUCUGUUUGUUAAUUAUUUAUUGUCACACAUACCAAUUGCAUUGUCUAAAUUAACACAUUAAUUAGGAGUUAUAGAAAUUUUCCCAUUUAAUUUCAAUUAUUUUGUUUGGAACUUAUUUCAAAAUAUAUGCAUAGGUAUAAUUUAUCAACAUGACAAAUAUUUUAUCUUAAAAGAUAUUUACUUCACUUGCAUUUUAAUUCUUAAAUAAUCCUAGUCUCCAUUUCUUUAAUAUUUCAUUGUUAAUAUUUUAAACUAAAAUAGGAAUAAAUGUAUCCUGUAACAAGUAGAACAGUAUUAUGUUAGUUAUAGCUGAAGCCACUGUUAAAACAUUAUCGUCGCUUCCAUUCGUAUAAGGAAACUGAUAGAUAUAACGGUAUUAGAUUUGGCCCCUAUGUUCAUUUUUCAAAAAAUAUUUCUAACCCUUUGUGUUCUUCCAAACAGUGAUCUUUAUCUUUACUUAAUUUUAACCAUAUCUGUGUCUGGAGCUACCCUUCUAACAACCAUCUAUUCAAACUUUCGCAUUUGUUAUAUUAUAUAGAUGAUUCUGUAUAGUGGUUUCAGCUGAAGUAAACGAUUACAGUUAUUAUUUUGUGCCAAAUGUUAAUAUUUUUAGUAUCCCAGUUGAUUCCCUUUUGAUAUAUUUUUUUUAUAUUUAGUGGUAAUUGUUUAUUGUUAUAGAUGUUAAACUACAAAUUCGGAUUUAUCAAACAGUCUCUAUUUUGUUUUUUAAUUCCAUUUUAACAACUUGACACUGAUUUCAAAAUGUCCGAAUUUGAAGCUUUUCCCUAAACGCGAUAUCUCAUUAUGAGGCCUUCAUAUUUAUGGAUCUCAAGUAAUGUAGGACUCUAUUUUCAUUGUUGUACACAUUAGACUAAAACAAACACUUAGAUAUAACUUGAAUUUAAAUCUACAUGUUCUUUACAUUUAAUAUGAUUAGUAUUUUUUUAAAUAAUCUUUAAUCGUUAUUCAAUUUGUAGCAUAAAUAGUUCUUCCUCGUUAGUUUAACUUCUCUUAUUAAAGGUAAUCCAAACUUGCCAUUAAAUAUAAUGAACAAAUAUUUUUAUCAAAAUUUAGUACCAAAUUAAUAUUUUUGUAUGGCACAAUAUCUGCGUAUGCUUACUUAUGUAUACUGUAAUUCAUUUUAGGAUAUAGAUUGUUAUAUAAGCGUAAAAGGUUCAAGAAAAAUAAAAUAGUGUAGUUCUGUAUUUUUAAACAAUCUUUUUCUAGCCUCUGUUGAGAAAGUUGAGAAAGUUGCCACAAUAGUGUUAUAACUAGUAGUAUGUUUUUAUAUCUUGGCCAAUCUAGAUGUUAUAUUAAUUGGAUAUAGAAUUACUCAGUAUUAAGCUUAGAUUUUAAAAGUUAAGAAUUUACAUCAUAUUCCCAAAUAUAUUUAAAGUUGAUUGUGCUCAAAAUCGUUAUAGGUAUUGUAGUGAUUAGCUUUUAGUUCGGUUAUCCUAAGGUUUGCACUAUUAAUUCAAAGACAUGAAUACAUCAUGUAGGCAAUAAAUUACAAUACAAACAAUGGAUGUCUGUAAUUUUUCUGUAGGACAACGAAAUAUAUUACCUCAUAGCUGUAAAUUAUAACUGAAAAUCCAAAGAAUUGUCCCCCAUACAUGUAUAAUUAUACAACAUGUUUCAACCAUGUGCGUCGUCUUUAUGCAUAGCUGUAUGUGAAGGCCGUGUUCUAAAAAAGAGAAUUUAUCGUGCAUCUGAAAGCCAAAGAUUUUCGCAUUCAUUAUCUUCACGGUUUCUAUACGAAAUCCACGGCUGCAGUAAAUUUCAAGUCAUGCCACGCUGUCAACUAUCACAAACCUAAUGCUGCGCACAAUUGCACUUGCGUAGGGAUCUUCAAUGGUCAGAAAGAUUGUAAACACUCUAUUUAUAGCAAUAAUUUAUUACUAAAGAAUUCAGUAGGUUUCUAGUCAAUUAAGUUUAGGUAUAGAUUGUAGACUUUCAAAUUUCAUAUUUUUGCGACAAUUGUAAGUCUUUUUUCGAAAUAAAAAUGUUGGAUUGCCUAA
This is a messenger RNA of Papilio polytes (common Mormon), 3990 nucleotides long. RefSeq lists its product as uncharacterized. Bases 464 to 1840 code for a protein of 458 amino acids. Gene Ontology annotation, molecular function: ubiquitin binding. The transcript has 12 exons. The record is from RefSeq and is a predicted model, not a curated record. Lineage: Eukaryota; Metazoa; Arthropoda; Insecta; Lepidoptera; Papilionidae.